AUGGUGAUGAAAAGGCUUUCUGAAAAUGAAGCUAUGAAUAUCUGUGACAUAUUUAGAAACCAUGAGCAGCAUAGAAGUCAGAACUCAGCAAUGCCUCAUUUAACUGAUCGACCUUAUUACAAGGUCCAAACGCAUGUGGAAAACCCAACUAGGUACCACAUACAGCAAGCACAGAGACACCAAGUUAAGCAAUAUCUAACUCUUGACACCAAGUUGCCCAAUCAAACCCUUACAUUGAACCAUCCACAAGCCACAGGUGCCACACAUUUGGUACAGAAUGGACACGUGCCUCCUGAAAGUGAAAUUGGGAUCACAGAAAAUCCAAUCACCAAGUUGUUAGCUCUUGGGAAGGACCAUGAAAAUGUGAUGGAUGAUGUUUUUGAGAACAUAAUCAGCAUGGAAUCAAGUUUUAAUGAUAAAGGAACAGGUUGUCCAGAAGAUCCACUCCUAAUGCAAAAGACGUUAUCUGGAAGCAUCUUGGAUGUGUACAAUGGUGACCAGGGGAUUUCACCAGUUAAUAUGGGACUUACUAAUGCUUCCUGUCCAAGAAGUCUACCUGUGAAAAGGGAAUCCCCAGAAACAGAUACCCGGGCUCUGGCCAAAGAGAGGCAAAAAAAGGACAAUCACAAUCUCAUUGAAAGAAGAAGAAGGUACAAUAUUAAUUUCCGAAUCAAAGAGCUUGGCACUCUUAUUCCAAAGUCUAAUGAUCCUGAUAUGCGCUGGAACAAAGGAACUAUUUUAAAAGCAUCAGUGGAGUACAUCAAGUGGCUACAAAAAGAACAACAGAGAGCCCGAGAAUUAGAACACAGGCAGAAGAAAUUAGAGCUGGUUAACCGACAGCUUCUACUUCGAAUUCAGGAACUGGAAAUACAGGCUCGGGCACAUGGUCUGCCAAUCACGUCUUCACACAGUGCAACCGAUUUGGCUGCCCAUACCACCAAUCAACAGACCUAUCCAGAGGAUAAAUCAGUAGAUUAUUCCCAAGAACUGACUCUGGCUCAGGGAUCAAGAUCUGACCUCUGCGAUGGAUCCAUGGCCUUUUCUUAUCCCCUGUCACACUUUACUGAUUUAUCAUUUAGUGCUGCCUUGAAAGAAGAACAAAGAUUGGAUCAUAUAUUACUGGAUGAUUCAGUAUCUCCAUUUGGAACAGAUCCUCUGCUAUCUGCCACUUCACCUACAGUAUCCAAAGAGAGCAGUAGGAGAAGUAGUUUUAGCACAGAUGAUGGAGAUGAGUUAUAAAAAAGGGGAAAAAAAAAAAAAAAACUGUGAACAGACCCAAUCUUCACAUUGGGAAGAAAUUCUCUGCUGGUGCUAUGCGAUUAUGCUCUGAGUCUGGUAUAUUGCUGAGGCUUAAUUUUUGUAACAGAGUAAGUUGUUCAUGGCAAACUGGGUUUCGAGGAGUGUUGAAGCAAAGGAGAAGACUGCUUGAAGAUGAAAAAUUAAGUUGGAGAAAUA
Molecule: messenger RNA, 1455 nt
Organism: Dromiciops gliroides (monito del monte)
Lineage: Eukaryota; Metazoa; Chordata; Mammalia; Microbiotheria; Microbiotheriidae
Gene: TFEC
Product: transcription factor EC
Exons: 9
Coding region: 1-1239 (412 amino acids)
Biological process (GO): regulation of transcription by RNA polymerase II
Cellular component (GO): nucleus
Molecular function (GO): RNA polymerase II cis-regulatory region sequence-specific DNA binding; protein dimerization activity; DNA-binding transcription factor activity, RNA polymerase II-specific
Source: RefSeq, a predicted model, not a curated record